CAUUCCCAUCCCCGCCGCCUUCCGCCACCGCCCCGGGAAGCGAAAGCGAAAGGCCGGGCCGGGAUCUGCCGGGGCUCCCGGCGGCGAUCGCUCCGGUAAAGGGUUGAACCAAGGAUCAUUUCAUCCUGCAAGAAUCCGUUUGCAAGGUUUGCAUAGACUCRUCCCUAAGGGGAAACAUGUCUGAGGUUGACUAUGAGACAUUAGCUGAUAUAGAACUGCAGAAAGAUGAAGCKGAUGAUACACACUCAGCACAGGAUGAAACAUUUCUGCCUCCACCACUUGAGGAUCCWCAGCUAAAUAUCAAUCACCCCUACUACGAUGUUGCAAGACAUGGCAUCAUCCAGCUGGCAGGUGAUGACAGUUCUGGAAGGAAGGUGAUUACCUUCAGUUGCUGCCGCAUGCCCCCAUCCCAUCAGCUCAAUCACACAAGGUUGCUUGAGUACUUAAAGUAUACACUGGACCAGUAUGUAGAGAAUGAYUAUACAGUUGUCUACUUUCACUAUGGCCUGAAGAGUCUGAAUAAACCAUCUCUGAAAUGGUUACAAACAGCCUACAAGGAAUUUGACCGCAAGUAUAAGAAAAACCUUAAAGCACUCUAYGUUGUCCAUCCAACCAACUUCAUAAAAAUUCUGUGGAAUAUCUUUAAACCUCUUAUAAGCCACAAGUUUGGGAAAAAGAUCACCUACUUGAACUAUUUAAGUGACCUGGGAGAACACCUCAAAUAUGACCAGUUAAAUAUCCCUCAAGAAGUCAUCUGCCAUGAUGAAAAUCUUCGGAGGAAACAGAAGGGAAAACUUCCACCUGUGGUUAAGGUUCCUCCACCACGGCCACCUCUGCCUACCCAGCAAUUUGGAGUCAGCCUGCAAUAUAUCAAGGACAAAAACAAAGGCGAGCUACUCCCCCCAGUAAUGAAGGAAACUGUAUCCUAUCUAAAAAAUAAAGGACUAAAAGUAGAGGGUCUCUUCAGGAGGUCAGCCAGCAUCCAGAUUAUCAAAGAUGUGCAGAAACUCUACAAUCAGGGCAAGUCUGUGAAUUUUGAUGAUUAUAAUGAUAUCCAUGUUSCUGCUGUUAUCCUGAAGACUUUCCUUAGGGAACUCCCUCAGCCAUUACUGACAUUUGACUSUUAUGAUCAUAUCCUUGGGAUCACCAGUGUUGAGAGCUGCUUACGAGUCACCAGAUGCAAAGAAAUCAUUCAAGGACUUCCUGAGCACAAUUACRUUGUUCUGAAAUAUCUGAUAUGCUUUCUCCAUAUGGUUUCACAGGAGAGCAUCUAUAACAGAAUGACAGCAUCCAGCCUGGCCUGUGUGUUUGGAGUGAAUUUGAUCUGGCCAUCCAAAGGAACCACCUCCCUUAAUGCUCUGGUGCCUGUGAAUCUCUUCACUGAACUGCUGAUAGAUUUCUACACAAAUAUMUUCAACUCCAGAACUGUGCCUGGUGAGAUCUUACCUUGAUGCUCUUGGAAAGGAAAAUGGAAUAAGGGAAAGGUCUCUCAGGUGGGACCUUCAUAAUUAGAGCUCUCCUGGGAAAAAAUAUUUUCAACACGAAGUUUCUAUAUCUUUCCAAAUACCAAAGAUGUUGGGAGAGGACUGGUGCCCCRUGAAUUCCCAUCACAUGGGCAAAACAUGAACAUGAACAUUUCAAGACCAACAGGUCAAAGUGAAUGCUCUGACUAAACUUGAGCAGCUGACAAAAACGGGGAUGUUAGAAAAACCCUUAACACUACAUGCCAGAUUCUUUGGGGAUCUGGACACUUCUUAUGUGGCAUUAUUUUCUGCAUGGGCAGAGUUAAUUUCUGGACCUCUCCUGAAUGUACAUAUUUCUUUUUUUCUUUCUUUUCUUUUCUACUUUUUAUUUGAAUACAAGUUUAUUAGCAAUUACCUUGUUAAGUUAAUAAAGGUGGAAUCAGUUUUUAAGAUAUGAAUGUUUUUAAACUAKUUUUCCAUAUACUUAAGCAUCUUCUUUUACACAAAAAGGUGUGGGCAGUUGUGGCACAUCAGGUUGACAAGUACCAUGAAGAAUAAAAUGUUUCCUGUGUAAUUUGAAUUUUGCAGAUGGCUAACUGUUUGUGCAGCCCAAUAUAUAUGGAGUUAAUCAUUGUAGCUGCACAUGCAAAGUGUGUAGAAGUUUUUUCUUGUAARUUCAAACAAGGAGCAACAAUCCUCUAAAUUCUUGGAGUUUUCCUCUAAAGUCUUGGAAUAUGAAUCAGUGGAAUUAUAUUGAUGGGUGCAUAAUAGAGAAUAUAGGCUGAGUCCCCCCAGUGUUUGGGCUGCACUUCUUUUGCAAAUUGAAUUGAUGGAAAUUUCAAAUUAGUUUCUUUAGAAAGCAGCAAGAACAACAACUUGGAUUAUAUACCUAAUGUCAUUUAUGUGCAUUGAAAGUCUGUUGUUAGUCCCAACGAAAAUAAUUAGCCAAUAUAAAGGGAGAAUUUUCAGUAUUUUCUUUCYAACUAUGCCAUUAAUAUUGCUUUAUCUGAUGAACUCUAACACUCUGCUAUUUCAUUGUUUGACAAUUGGUAAUGGCAUGUUUUAAACAAGUUAUCAUCUUAGUUGCCUGUAGAAAAGAAAAUGAACCAGUGUUAAAAAAUGUAAGUGUUGUUUUCCCUAAUGCUCUGUUCUUCCUGCUUCUGUACAGGAUUCAUGAAAUGGAGUGACUAUUUAGAUUUCAGUGAAAGUAAUAGUCUCAAAGAGAACUUUCUCUGCAAACACAGCCACUUUUUAUCCCACGGGUUUGAGUGAGUUGAGGGUUUGUGCUUCUGUYCUCCCUCUUGGCAGCUGGGAAUUGUCAGCCUGUGUAAAGAGUGGGACAAAAUCUUAUCUCAGAGGGUGAAGAGGAUUUGUUCUUGCCUUUGGAAAUAACCAGGUAUUCAGGAGGAAUCUGGAUGUGCCAGGCCUUCAUUUGCCCAGUAGGUGUCAUCUGCAGCAUUGUCAGUGAUUAAAAUUGGAAAAACAGAGGCUUUAGAGCAAGAUAUGUUAGGACCAACUUCUGAUGGUACAGCUGAGUGUUUUCUCCAGUUUCUCAAGUGUCUUAAGGACAACGUGUAAUUUUUGAAUAUCUGUAAGUAAUAACCACCUAUGGCUUCCAUUUACAUAUAAAAUCUGUCAUAAUAAAAAGAGAAUAAUUAACAAGUAUUCAGUAUUGUUGCAGUUCAGCAAAAUGAGAUGCCAAGGAUGAAACUAUCAUAGUUUUGUAUUGCAGCUCAUCAGCUUUAUAUCUGAGUAAGAGCCUCAACUAACCUUGUUGUAUUAAAAACCAAACUGCUGAGCARCUUGGUUCUGUGCUUCAGCACCGUGUUGACAGGGGAGGAAUUUGGCCUCUGGGAAUUUACAAAACCACAGUAUUUUGCCACCUUCUGACCUUGGUCAAAAUCCAUAUGCAUUAAUUUUGCUGCCUGUAAAAAAAAAUAAAGGAGCCCCUGACAUUGGAAAAGUGCCUUAGGAUUAAAUACUGGUAAGUUUUAUAAAAUGGUUGUUUCCCGUUUCCCCAUGUCCUCUUUUAAAAAUCCAGCAACAUCAAAUGGCAUUUGGUCUGCAGGCUGUUGCAUAAUGGGAAUGGGAGUCUUGGACAGCUUUAGCACAGUGGUUUGAAAUCCUGAGUUGACAGAAGUCAGCUUUGCUCAAAAAGUCCCCAGAGGUAGGGAAUGGGCUCCCAUGGGAUUUAGUUCUCAUCCUAAACUGGGAGACAACAGGAAUUUGCCAGCUGCAGUCGACAGAACACAAUUGUCUCUGACCCCUUCACUUUUACAAAGAAAAAGUACA
Messenger RNA from Malurus melanocephalus (red-backed fairy wren), 3755 nucleotides. It is a transcript of the gene ARHGAP8, whose product is annotated as Rho GTPase activating protein 8. Gene Ontology annotation, biological process: small GTPase-mediated signal transduction; negative regulation of endocytic recycling. Gene Ontology annotation, molecular function: GTPase activator activity. The transcript has 13 exons. Bases 177 to 1451 code for a protein of 424 amino acids. Gene Ontology annotation, cellular component: cytoplasm. Lineage: Eukaryota; Metazoa; Chordata; Aves; Passeriformes; Maluridae. The record is from RefSeq and is a predicted model, not a curated record.